Molecule: messenger RNA, 4603 nt
Organism: Anolis carolinensis (green anole)
Lineage: Eukaryota; Metazoa; Chordata; Lepidosauria; Squamata; Anolidae
Exons: 5
Coding region: 175-4347 (1390 amino acids)
Source: RefSeq, a predicted model, not a curated record
GUCCUGCCAUCACAAGUCAAUGAGCAAAUACUUAGCAAUACUGCUUCUUCUCAUGUGGAACUAGAUGUUCCAAGGACACCAUCGAUUGCUGGCUUGGAGAUCCCAAGCCCUUCUUCCCUUGAUCACACCAGAACAAAACUCUCCCCAAGUGUCUCCAUCUCUUUUUAUACUAAGAUGCCACAUCUGCCAGGCCAAGUUCUCACCAACUCACAACCACCUCACAUCAAUCCUCCUGUCAACAAUGAGCAUCCAUUAAGCACCUUGAGUACGAUAGUGCCUUCUCAAACCAGUUCUCAAAUACCAAGCGAUUCUGUCACUGUUAUGGAUGAGUCUCAUCUUCUUGUCACAUCUCCUCCUGCCCAUGCCAUCACGGAGACAAAUGGCACUGCAGCGGAAGGAGGGCUGCCAGUUGAUGCUGAGCCACACACAACAGAUAUCUUUACUACUUCAAAAGCUCCAUCACAAGCUUCAUCUCCUCCUAUCUUCAUGGAACAUGCCUUGCUGGAUGCAUCUGCUCACCCAGGAAUCCAACGCCUGACCCAUAAUGAGACUCAGACACCAAACCCAUCUUUUUCCACCACACUCCAACUUGAUUCAUUUAACAUGACUCUCAAGCCACACACAUCCCACACCUCUGCUUUUGUCCACACUAAAUCCCAGUCGUCCAAUGCAUCCACCGCUGCAGGGAUUGGAGACCAGAUACAAAGCCUAUUCACAACAAUCUCUCCUCAUUUACAGCCACAAACUACACCUUUUCUGGUCAUAACACCUUUCACCUUUGGAGAAAUGAGGGAAGGAAAAGGCUCUUCACAAACCAGCUCUCCAACAUCACAGGCUGGGAUUUACAGGACGUCUCUGCCAAGUGUUGCAUCUUCUGAUUCCUUAGGGACAAGUCCUUCCAGUUUUGCCACUCCAUCCUCUCUGAUCAGUCAUCACAACACAAUGAACUUCUCUCCUCUGAGCUCAGUUCACUUAGAAGACAAUGGUGCCCUCAGCACAAUGUCAACACUGGCUAUAUCCGGAGCUCGGGAUCUCCCCCAUAGUUUCCUUGGGUUCCCCCAGUACCUCAACCGGUCACCCGGUGAGCUUGGUGCCUCAAGUUUUAACUCUCUUGUGUUGAACGGCAUCCUUGGAACAUCACCUUCCCUUCAGUACAUGUCCCUCUUGGUCCGGAAUGCAGAAAACAUGGUGUGCUUACAGCGCAUGCAAAAUUCGACUCCGCUUUCUGAAGAACCAAAUACUGAUGGUCACGGAGUUGCUUCAGCUCAGGAAGCUCUGCCUUUGUCUUCUGCUUUUGGUUUGCCACACCUUGGUGCUUCAAGCGUGAUCCAGAUGGGCCCAUCUAGUGUCAUUCUGGUGAAACCUGUGUUUGUCUUCCUACCAGCUGAAACACCCAAAGUUCCUCCACCAUCCUCCGUGGAGGAGGAAUGGAACCACAAAACCAGUCUUUCAUUCACCCACAAAGAUGUUUCGGGUUUAUCUCCUUAUACAAGCAACCAGGAGCAACCCAUGGGAACCAGUCCAACUAUGUCCACCACUCCGCAUUUGAAACUUCUUUCCUCUCAUGCUUUUUCAAUGGAUAAGCAAAAUUUUUCAGAGAAAAUCCUCAGUGCUCUACGAAAAUCAACAGGAAGCAACCUUAUUAAGUCUGAAAGCUCAACAGCGAAUCCAUUCACCCAACCAUCAAAGAAAGCUAGCACCAGAACAAAGUAUUUAGGGACUCCAAAUCAGAAUGGUAGGAUUCAGUCCUCUAUUCUUGUUUCUCAAAAGGUGGGAAGGAAUCAACCAAUUGCAAUAUCUGUUGGAACUACUGCAGAUCACCACAAUAUCUCGGGUGCUUCCACUGUCAUGUUGCCUAUCCUGGAAAGACAUGAAACAUUACCACCCUCCACUGAACUAUUGGACAUUCCCCUCAAGAUGUCUUCUUUGCCUCCCUUGGUGGGACCUUCUGCUUCUCAGAUGCUGAGAAGUUCCUUUCAGACAUCCAGGGCUCCAAAUAUCCCUCAACUAAGCCCCAUGCUAAUGUUUCACACUGAAGGUCAUCAACAAGAUUCAUUGACCCCCAUUACUCUGGUAAGUAAGAACUUUGAAGAGUCCUUGAAUGCAUCCUCAGCUAGGAACAUGAAACUGCCAUUAGAGGUGGGACAUUUCACUCCUGAGAGUCUUACAUCACAUAGAUCCUUGAGCACUGAGUUGAUUGGAGAGGAGUUGUUUCUGGCUCCUUCAGAAGUUCAAUAUGUACCCAAUGAGGUGUCAAGUUACCAGUUACUCCCAGUUGGAAAAGAACACAAAGUGUCUGUAUCCUCAAAUGACUCCUACGCAGAAGAAGUGGGUGCAUUCCCUGUGUCCACAGCAUCUUCCUAUCACGCCAGCACUAUCUUCUCCAAACUUUUCCAUUUUCAUCCAAUCUCUUCCAAGUCCACCAUGGGAAAGGAGAACCCAAUAAUUCUACCUUCACCUUCUGCCUUAUUCCCAGCAGGUCCUCCAGCACCAUCGACUCCAUCAGAGGAACCACUGGAGGCUCCCAUUAACCAUCAGAAGCUCUCUGGACUCUCUACCAACGUGCCUUCACAGGUGUCAUCAUCACACUCCUACUUUGCCAAAUCAGUGAUGAAACACAAUCCAACCACUCACCAGAUGCUCAGAAAAAGGGCUUCUCUUUCAAGCACUCAAGGAUGGCCAGAACCAAGAGUGAGCACUGGAGAAACCAAUUUGAGUGCAAGGGAAGCAAUUCACAUUGUGCCAGUUUUGUCUGGUACAGAAGCCAGGAACAUCUCUGCGUGGCUGGCCACCACAGACUUCAGGUCAACCUCAGUCCCACCAGAUGAUACUGUGGGAUCUGUAGGUCUUCAUGGUUUGUUCCAGAAGUUACCAUCACGUACUGUCCUUGGAGAUGCAUCCAUUACACAUCUUCAAGGCACAACUGUUUUGCCUGCAGGUCGCGGAACAUCUCUCAUGGCAGCAUCACACAGUGUUUUGAAUAGGUUGCUGCAGCCCAGUGUAAGUGAAGCAAAUAUAGCAAGGUUUUCUUCAACAUCACCAAGACAGAGUCAACAUCUUGAAGACAAGAAGGGAGUGACCAUAGGGACUGCCAAUGAAUUUCUGGUUAGAUCUAGUUUUCAACCAGUGCAAGCAAGCUUAGAAGGUGAACAUCUGGGUGACAAAUGGAUACAGGAUGUUGUUUCCUCCUUUCCAACUCCUUCUCCAGUGUUUUCCACCAUUCUCAAUGGACCAAAAUUGUCCACAUUAUCCUCUGGUAUUGAGCGACUUGAGGGUAGAGGCCUCCUGAGACAAAGGUCCUUUUGGCAAAAUCCACAACUACACAUCUCUGAGAGCUUUCCAAGUCUUCAAACAGAGAUCCAGCCAAACCCAGGAAGCUUUGAACCUUCUUACAACAUCCAAACUGAUGGAGACGUCUCAACAGACACUGCUAGCAGAACUGGAACAACCAGUGAAUUGCGCUCGUACACAUCUGAAGAGCAGGUCGGUCUCACAAGAGAUCCUUCAGGAGAAGGGAACAGAGAUGAUGGAGAAAGCAAUGAUAAUGAUGAGGAAGAAAGUGAAAAUGAUGAUGAUGAAGAAGAUGAUGGUUCAGUAUCUGACUUGCCACCAUGGGACUCCAGUACUGGUUUGUUAGACUGGAGAGUACAGCACCAUCGACGACGGAUGCGUUCAGAUGAUGUUUUCUUAAAUGGUUUGGCCGUUGUAUCGGAUGACGUCUGCAGUUCUGGAAACUAUACCACGGAAAUGAGACUCCAGCCUGCAAGUCGGGGAGGCAGUUUCCUGGCCCAGAUUGUUCUUCACGACAACAGAAGUCGCCCGACUUUGAGUGUCGAGUCGUGUUGUGUGACUCCCACCGCCAGGCCCACCAGACCAGAGUCUGCCUCCUGCUGCCAUUUUCCCAGGUCACUGCUGGGAUGCAGACAUGUCCAGAUUCACCAGAACAGCAAAUCCAGUGUUGCCAGCUUCGCCAUCCAGCUUUUCCAGAUGCUCAACCAUUCUGUGGCAUACCUGCAUUGCGAGCUCAGUGUCUGCCUGACCGGGUUGGCUGGCUGUGAAGAGAACUGCUUGGAAAACAAAGAAGGGCCUUCCAAGCCGAGCGACAGGAGGAGUUACGAAACCCUCCGCAACGUGAUCUCCUUCGGUCCGGUCCUAAGAACAGAAGCAGAGUUUUCACUUGGACCGUCUCCAGGUUCUCCUCUUGGCAUGAUGCUCCUGGCCUUCCUACUCUCGUUGACCAGCACCGUUGGCGUCCUGGGGACCAUUGUGGUUCUCUGGGUGUGUCGGAGGUGGGAGGUGCAAAAAGGGCCCCCCUUGGCCCCCCCGGCAGGAAGCGAAUCCCCUUGAGACCCCCGAGUGCUCACCCCAGUAGCCGUCGCUUGGGCAAAUUGGGACCACUGCUUUCCCUGCGGAGCAGCUCUUUCCAUAGGGAGACUCCAGCCUCUGCUUCUCUAUUUCUCUGCCUUUAUGAGAGAGGCGUUAAAACCAUAGAUAGGGGAUGGAAGAGGUUGCGGAAUCUGAGAGAGAGAGAGAAAGAGUGGGCUUUGGGAGGAGAAGGAAAGAAGGAGGGAAAGAAAGGGAAAGAAAAAAUGGGGAAGGGAAG